GCUCUCAACUUGGAACAGAAGUUUCGGUUUCGCGAGGACGUCUGUAGGCGCCGACUAGAACGCUGCUGCCAUCUCCUUCAAGUGAAAUAUUGUUUUUUUCUUUAUUACACCCGCUGAUCAUCUUGUUGAGGAAACACGACAAGAAGAGAACAUAAAGGAAGAAGUCAAGACAUGCCGGACUCACCUGACGCGUGCGUGACGGUGGACGAGGACACGCCGCUGAACACCGUCCCAGGGUCAGGCGAGCCGCAGCACGGCGCCGCGGCGGACGGCGCCACGUGGGGGACUCGCUUCUACGACAAGCACCACAGGGUGUUGUCCAUCUGCAGCGUCGUCUGCGGCGUCUCCUGCAUCGGAAUCAAGGCGCUCAUCAACUCCGUGAAGGCCGAGUGGGAACCGAACGAGGAGGCGUCCAGGAAGUUCUCGCGGCGAGCCAGAAAGUUUGCCAUCAUCUCCAUCGUGACGUGGUUGGCCAUCCUGGUCUUGGCGCCGCUCCUGAUGGUGCUCAUCUCCUACUUGGUCACGCUGCGAGACUGAGACGGACGUCACGGGAGAACACGCAGACUUGUACAAACAUGUUUAUAGGCUGAUAUUUAUUUAUUGUCCACCAUGACGACGCUCGGUAUAAAACUACAAGCUGACGACAACUACUUCAUAACAAUUCCACAAUACUGAAGGCAGUAGAAAAGCCAAUAAAUUAGUCGACAUGGCAGUAACGUAA
Molecule: messenger RNA, 721 nt
Organism: Nerophis lumbriciformis (worm pipefish)
Lineage: Eukaryota; Metazoa; Chordata; Actinopteri; Syngnathiformes; Syngnathidae
Product: transmembrane protein 265-like
Cellular component (GO): membrane
Source: RefSeq, a predicted model, not a curated record